GCAACUCUCCUCACGACGACGACAACGUGCUGCUCCUCUCCUUUGUCCACGACGCCUGCGCAUGUGUGAUUGAAGCCGAUAAACUCCUUUGUGUUCCCAUUUAUUCAAGGCGGCCGCCGGGGUCGGUUCUUUCAUCCCCCUGCGCCGUUGCCACCGCCGUACCCUCUAACACCCAUUUCUUACCCUUUAUCUCGCAUUCUGGCGACGAUUCAUCUUUCUGAACUGUCUGUGGUCGCCCCGGGACCGGUCGACGAUCAAGAGAUGUGGGACUGGGAGAUAGCGCAGGACGACUGGUGGAAGACGUCCUUCAGGGCGAUCUCCUGGGCUUACAAGACAAAGCCGAGUCAUCCCCGUCCCCCACAUUAUCACGACCACCUGGCGCGCGGUAGGAGAAAGACGAUUGCGGGCGAUGCGCAGGGCGCUGCGCGAGGUGCCGCGGGAGAUGUGAGCUUGAACAAUGGGCUAUGUGGCGUGCGUGUCGCGGAGGAAGCUCUCAUGCGGUACGAGGUCGAUGCUGCUAUCCUCCCGUCCAACGAUCACUUUCAGAUCGCGGAGGUACCAUCUCCUGAUCCUGACCCUCUGUACGCGGACGGAAUCUGGGACGAGAAGGUCCAGGAGCUCCUGGGAGGCAUCCUCGAGCCGGGCGCCCUGCUAGAGGUCGACUCGUUGGCACAAGACGUUCCGCUUUGGGAUCUCCAUCUCCUCGACAGUCCACUGCUCGCGCCGAGCUCUUCCGGAGCAGCAGAUCUCACGGACUCGGAGACGUCGGUCGACUCAGAUCCCCCGCCGUCGACGCCCAAGCCCACAAAGGCAUCCUACGCUCGAAUCGUCUCAAGUGAUAUGGUGUCUCCGACCGUCCUCUCGCCUCUCCCUUCGAAGCUGCUCAGCGCGGCCGCCCUCACGUUCAUUCCCUCAACCCCCAACCGCGCAUCAUCACGGGAACCCACCACGCCACCGUUGACGUCUUCUUCGAAUUCCUCCGACUCGCCGUUCUCGUCACCUACGUACAACUUCCACUUCCCGUCAUUGAACUCCAGCUCUCCAGCGGACAGGCGUGAGUCACGCUCCCUUCCGCCUUCACUCCAGAAGGACGAGAGCGGAUUCUACAUCGAGGUCGCUGAGGACCUGGAAGAGGCUGCGGCGGGCUCGACGCAGAGCUUGGGCAAUACGCGGAGCACCACGCCUCGUCGCCCCUCUGCCGCGUUCCUGCCUGCGUUCCUCACAGAUGGGUCGCCCACCUCGCGCUCGCGUAACUCGAAGACGCGCGAGAUAGUCGACCGUCUUCGGUCCUCGGGCAGCAGCACGAGUUCGGGCCGGAAGGCGAAGAAGUCCAGUAGCAACAGGCGGCAGGCCUCGACGAGCAAGGAUGCGGACUUGGCGGAGCUCGUACCCGAUGCAUCGACAGAAGACAGCACUGAUGGAUGGAUUAGCGGCGUAGUGCGCCAGAGUUCAUCGUCUCGUUUAGCGGUCACUGACGACGGUUGGGUCAUCCAGGGCAUGCAGCAGCAGACGCAGCAGCAGACGACGCAGACGCCAUCGCGCGCGAGUUCGGCGGCCCAGCAGCAGUAUCAGUCAAAGUCAGGCAAGCAUGGACACGGACACGGACACAAGCGUUCGUCCGGCAGCAACGCUGCCUAUCCCCCUUCUGCGUCUUCGUCAACGUUCUCUCCCGCGUCUUCGACGAUGAGCCUCACCGUCCCGCAAACCCCCGCGUCCGGCCCAGCGCAACUCCCGCCUAUGCCACAGCUGUUCCCUGGAGCCCCAGCAGGCGCGCCUCCGUAUGUCCCGAUGGGUGUGUACCCCGGGCCGUAUCCCGGUACUUUUAUGCACGCCGGACAGAUGCAGCAGCAGCAGUUUCCCCAAACUGCGCGCGGACCCUGGCCGAUGGGCUCGAUGGGCUACCAGCCUGGCAUGUAUCCCAUGUAUCAGCCGUUUGGCGUCAUGCCUACGGCGGUGCCUUAUGGGAUGAUGCCUGUCGCGCCUCCGGGAGGCAUGUUCUUCGACGGAAAGGGCAAGCCCGCCGGCGGUGCGCUUGUGCAGUGAGCCUGUCCUGGUUUCGGUGCCUAGCACAAUGACUUGUCUCCAGGUCAUCCACACCAUGGUCCUGCCCUGCUCCGGCAUCCUGACGUCGACGUUGGCGUGGCGACUACGUCGCCCCAUCGCGUGCGUCUCACUCCAUGCCUCUUCACUCUCUUGCUCUAUCCUUGUUGUUCUAUGUAGUAGUUAGCUUUUCUCUGUCCCUCACGCAUAAGAUGUACGCCCCUCUCUCCCUUCAUUCUGUGGUUCAAUACGUUCGUCUGGUAACACCUACAUACAAUGCGCACCACAUUCGAGCCAACACCGAUAGCAUUCGACGUCGACGUCGACAUCGACAUUCCUCUCCCUCUCUUUUUCGUUCUCCGGCGGACCGGCCUUCAAUCUCAUCUCACCCCACCUCUCAUCUCUGCAGUUGUCAUUAUUGUCAUUCCGUCGAUCACCUUGGUGUUAUUGAUUCACC
Messenger RNA from Dichomitus squalens LYAD-421 SS1, 2497 nucleotides. RefSeq lists its product as uncharacterized. Bases 262 to 2043 code for a protein of 593 amino acids. The transcript is spliced from 2 exons. The record is from RefSeq and is a predicted model, not a curated record. NCBI's taxonomy places the organism in Eukaryota, Fungi, Basidiomycota, Agaricomycetes, Polyporales, Polyporaceae.